AUGAAGUUCUUAAUCACUUCCUUGGCUUUGUUCGCUACCUGUGUCGUCGUUGCUCCUCAAGGAUAUGAUCUAGCAGCGCCCUCCGGAAGAGGAUUUUCCCAUGGCGUUCAAGGUGGAGGAGGUUCCUUCAGUGGCGGAGGCAGAGGAUUCUCUGGAGGAAGUGGAAUCUCCGGCGGUGGAGGUGGAUUUUCCGCCAAUGGAGGAAGUGGAAUCUCCGGCGGUGGUGGUGGAUUUUCCGCCAAUGGAGGAAGUGGAAUCUCCGGCGGUGGAGGCGGAUUUUCCGCCAAUGGAGGAAGUGCAUUCUCCGCCGGUGGAGGGUCUUCAUCUGGACAAGGUUAUGGGGGCGGAGGUUCCGGGGGAGCCUGCAGAGAAGGAGAGAUCCUACACGUAGACGGAUCGUGCGUCGUUCCCAUCGUUACAAGAAAUGUGUUCGUUUACGAUGCUCCCGAACAGCCUCAAGGGGAAAGUGGACCUCCACCAAGUAUUCCACCGCCGAGGGUGGAUCACAAUAUCCUGUUCGUACGCAUUCCUGAAGAAGGCCCAGGACCCGAACCCAUCAUUGUUCCACCACCAAAACAGGAAAACAUUGUCUACGUUCUAAACAAGAGUGGAGGUGACGGAGGCCAGCGCGUGAUCGAGGUGACAGUUGCACCUCCUUCAAAUCCUGAGGUAUAUUUCGUCAACUACGAAGAGGGAGAAAAUCCCACUCUUCCUAUUGGAGUGGAUCUUCAGACUGCUCUCCAGGCAGCUGCUGAAGCCGGCGGUCAGGUUAUCGGAGGCUCUGGAGGUGUUGGGGGAGGAAUCGGCGGUGGCGCUGGAGGAUUUGGAGGCGUUCCGGUGGAUUUGGAGGCGGUUCCGGUGGGCGGAGGAUUUGGAGGCGGUUCCGGUGGCGCCGGAGGAUUUGGAGGCGGUUCCGGAGGUGCUGGAGGAUUUGGAGGCGGUUCCGGUGGCGCCGGAGGAUUUGGAGGUGGAUUUGGUGGCAGCGGAAGUGGAGGUGCUGGUGGUCAUGGAAUUGGCGCUGGUGCUUUUGGCGGUAAUGGGGGUAGCGGAAGGGGCUCAGGCAGUGGUCUUUAUGGUCCUCCAUCUUAG
Messenger RNA from Penaeus vannamei (Pacific white shrimp), 1089 nucleotides. The record is from RefSeq and is a predicted model, not a curated record. NCBI's taxonomy places the organism in Eukaryota, Metazoa, Arthropoda, Malacostraca, Decapoda, Penaeidae.